AUGUUAGAUGUUAUUAGAACUAUGCCAACUAUGUCAUUUCCAUGUCGUCCUAUUCCAGCCUGCGCCCUGCGUUCUCGCUACUCUUGUGAAGAGCUCGUAGAUGACGAAUACGAUUACUACUCAAAUCCAACGUUCUCCGCAGUGAAUGUUUAUUCCAAAGAUAUAAAAUUAAAACAAAGUCACAAACUGUUCUUCAAAUUUCCAUCAAAUCGUGAAUUUCUUCGACAAUCCUGA
Necator americanus (New World hookworm) is the source of this 234-nucleotide messenger RNA. RefSeq lists its product as uncharacterized. The transcript is spliced from 2 exons. The record is from RefSeq and is a predicted model, not a curated record. The coding region runs from base 1 to 234 and encodes 77 amino acids. Lineage: Eukaryota; Metazoa; Nematoda; Chromadorea; Rhabditida; Ancylostomatidae.